This is a messenger RNA of Osmia bicornis bicornis, 519 nucleotides long. RefSeq lists its product as uncharacterized. The transcript has 2 exons. The coding region runs from base 100 to 462 and encodes 120 amino acids. The record is from RefSeq and is a predicted model, not a curated record. NCBI's taxonomy places the organism in Eukaryota, Metazoa, Arthropoda, Insecta, Hymenoptera, Megachilidae.
CGUUGCUGGAAUGUUUGGUUGAGUUGAUCGUCCCGCGCCGGUUAUGGGCGCAGAGAACUAUAAAAAUUUGCAGAAGAACAAGUACGGAAAAAAUUCAAGAUGGCCAGCAUGGAAAACUCGUGCCACAUCGAAAAGUUGUCCAACAACAAUUACGAAUCAAGCGUGCUGAUCAGCAACAAUCUAUGGACGUAUGUAAAUGGAAGCAAUGUUAAAAAUGAACAAAAUGAAGUAGAAUGGACUUCCAAAGACGAGAAAGCAUUGGCUUUAAUAAUACUAAGCACAAAGGAAAAUCAGUUGAAUCACAUCAAAAGGGCAAAAACAUCCAAACAAGCGUCUACGGCAAAAGGCAGUUCUGUACGAACAAUUAUACCGGAUGAAGAAGAAACCAUAACAAAAAAUGGCGAAACACGUGGGCGAUUUCGUGAACCUGACAGAGAAAUUAGAAGAGGCAGGGGUAUAUAAUUCCCGGACGAGCUUUUGUUUAUCAUGUUAUUAAACUCGCUAUCUGACAAAUACGAA